CACUUCACGAUAACUACAGGGGACGAGGUGCUCCAAGUGCAAAGGCUUGAGCCAACGACCAAGGGCGAGGGCAAGGCAGACGAGACUGGCUCGUCCAAAAUGGAACCAGUGGCCACGAGAACUCUGCCGCAACUUCCAAUCGAGGUGUGGGAGAACGCGAUCAACCAUCUGUGGGACGACCAGAACACUUUGAGGAAGUGCAGCCUCGUCUGCCGAGCGUGGUACCAUCCCAUUCGCUUCCACUUGCACAGGCAGAUCGAGAUCAGGAGUGUUAAGGGUGUGAAGGCCUAUGCGAAGAUGCUGAAGCAGAUGCCCGAGCUGUCGAACCGCACGCACGAUAUGAACAUAAUAAGCUAUAUGGACCUGUCAGCACUGUCGAUAGCGGCGAUCCUGCUUGCUCGCAAGCUGCCCCGGCUCGAGUGGCUCAGAAUAUGGAAUUCAAAGUGGGAGCCGUGGAUGAUGCACAGAGAUGUCUUCCUGCAUCUCUCCGGCUUCUCCGUCACUCGCCUCGAUCUCAUCGGUGUCACAUUCCCCUCGAUCACCGUCUUUGGGCGCCUCGUUUGCGCCCUGCCACACCUGGUCCGGCUUGACUUGGAAGAUCUGACGUUCACACAUGACCACUUCCACCGCGAUACAUUUGGUUUAUAUCACAAUCGCGUCAACAUC
Laetiporus sulphureus 93-53 is the source of this 666-nucleotide messenger RNA. RefSeq lists its product as uncharacterized. Gene Ontology annotation, molecular function: protein binding. The record is from RefSeq and is a predicted model, not a curated record. The annotation marks the transcript as partial. Lineage: Eukaryota; Fungi; Basidiomycota; Agaricomycetes; Polyporales; Laetiporaceae. The transcript has 2 exons.